AUGUCCCUUCAAGAGUAUCACCGAGCAAUCAUCUCAGCAGCAUGGAUGGUCAUUCUAUCCCUCAUCCCGCAAGACCUAGUGCGGGCUGGAGCCGUCCUCCUCGGUUUCCUUAUAUGCGUCCACGCCUUGCGCCCACGAACCCUCAUGGAAACACUUCAACUUCGACUCUCAUCCUUGGAAGAAAAAUUACAGGACGCCGUCGAUAGUGGAAUUAUGCGUCAAUCGGAUACAAUUUUCACUAAUAAAUUCACGAGAGACAUAGGAAGAAUCCGCUACAUGACCUUUGAGCUCUACGAGAGGACACUCGUAGCGUCUGGCGGAAUUUUGCAGGAGAUAAAGGCCAUUUGUAGGGGUCUCUCACUCGAGAUUAAUGAGUGCAUUCGGGAUGUUGAUCGCCUAGAAAGGAACCUCGAAAUAAACCGCGCAAAGAUUCUAAAGAGCCAAUAUAAUUCGUGGAAGCAGGACACUCUACCCUCUUCUGCGUAUGAGUAUUAUGAAAUUCAAAACAAGCGGAAUUGGAGCAUACGGAUCAAGACGGCAGUUAGAGCCCUCCACUUAGAGAUGAGCACUCUUAACAACGUGCAUGAGAACGCCAGUGCCUUGGUCAACAACAUCGCAAACCAAGUGGCCGGGGAUAGGAACCGUUGUGGAAGGGCGAAGCUGGAGUUUACCCCGCGUACUGUCGUUAUCAGAAAGCGCCAGCCUCUGAUUCGCAGCGACCGACUCAUCCUCUUCCCAGACUACCAGUCGCUGGACGCAGUCGGUCCACAACCACAGCUAAAGCCGUCUGCGCGCAAUGGACUUUCAUCCACUGGGCAGCCUAAUGUGGCGGUACAUCACAUCCAUGCAACGUCACGUGACAUGGUGCCACGUCUAAGUAACAAGAAAGCAUUGAAACACGUCGCGCGACAGCUGAACCACAACGUGCAUUGGAUCGGGACCGCAGUGUAUCUUGGUAAGGACGUUGGUUGGGAAGGAGAUUGA
Laccaria bicolor S238N-H82 is the source of this 984-nucleotide messenger RNA. RefSeq lists its product as uncharacterized. The coding region runs from base 1 to 984 and encodes 327 amino acids. The record is from RefSeq and is a predicted model, not a curated record. The transcript has 6 exons. NCBI's taxonomy places the organism in Eukaryota, Fungi, Basidiomycota, Agaricomycetes, Agaricales, Hydnangiaceae.